This is a messenger RNA of Corticium candelabrum, 1824 nucleotides long. RefSeq lists its product as uncharacterized. The record is from RefSeq and is a predicted model, not a curated record. Lineage: Eukaryota; Metazoa; Porifera; Homoscleromorpha; Homosclerophorida; Plakinidae. The transcript has 6 exons. Bases 1 to 1824 code for a protein of 607 amino acids. Gene Ontology annotation, molecular function: protein binding.
AUGUUGCUGGUGUAUGAUGGUGCAGAUGAUCUCUCUUUUCUGCCUAAAAUUCUUCCUCUUUCAACUGCUCGUGUGCAUGUAUUGAUCACAACUCGAUGUGAUGAUUGUUGUGUGUUACAAAAAUCAAUAAAUCGUGUCAUCUCUCUUGGUUGUUUGGAAGCGGAAGAUGCCGUGUCAGCCGUAGCCAUGUGGUCUGGUCGUCAACCGUCCAACAGUCAAGAAACAGCGGCAGCCACCAAAUUGUCAGUUGAACCUCCCAUAGAAAAGCUACCAAUUGCUCUUGCUCAUGCAGGCACGUAUAUGCGAAAAGCACAUCUAAGUUAUGAGGAAUAUUACAAACUGUUGAAAAGAAAUGAAGUUGAACUUGAGGGUUUGGCAUUAGAUCUUGACAAACUGUUGCAUUACUUUAGAGCAAGUCGUCUACGUGAAGUGCUCAUGGAAGCUGAUGUAACUCAGCCUCCUGAUUUGAAACGGUUGAGUGACAGGACUAUUGAUGAGUUGGAUAUAAGUGAACGUGACAAAAAUGUUGUAAAAAAUGUGAGAAAUUUUAUGAUGUCUUGUAGUCAUGCUCAUCUGACAUGGCAGAUGGACAUUGAGUUGGUUGCAAGAGAGAAUGCCAAAGCGUUGUCUCUACUUGAAUAUGCAUCAUUUUUGUCUUCAAGAGACAUUCCAGAGAAGCUCGUUCAUCCUCUUGUGUUUGUUGAAUGUGCCAAUUAUGAAUACAGUUUGUGUGUCUCAAGUUUGUCUUCACACAAUUUAGUUGAAUGGCACGAGACAGCAGAAGGUUACACUUUGAAUAUUCAUCCAUUGGUGCAGUCAACAGUGAUGGAACGUGUCAAGCAGCAACCAGAUGAGUUUGAACGUAAAAUAACUGAUGUUUGUAAAAAUAUGCUGUCUCAUAUACCGGACACUGAAAUGGACUUAAAUUGUGUUCCAAGUGAUGUGCGACUUCAACUUUCUUCUCACUUGUGUUCAUUGGCUAAGUAUGUAUUGGUAGCUGAUGUAGAAAUACCAACUUGCUUGCAGUUGGUUAGGUGGACGUGUGCUACAUUUAUGCCGUACCAGUCUCCUGACACAUCAUAUUAUUUGUGUGAAAAAUGGUACCACAAAGUGAUGCAGUUGGAAAGUUUUCCACUUGCUGUCAAACGCGAAUGGCUCAUAGAAGCAAGUAAUCUUUUGAGUAGGGCAUAUUUUCACAAGUCGAAAACAAAGCAAUCGUUAGAUUUGAGUCUGAUAACCAAGAAGAUGAUUGAUGAGUUAAAACCAGAUGAGAAGAAAGAAAUAUAUGAAUGUCAUGUUACAGUGUUGGAGAUUAUUCUUCAUUGCUGUCACCAACUAAAGAAAUUUGAAGAAGAAAAAUUUUAUCUGAAAGAGCUGAUGUUGCUGACGAGAACUUCUGGAGAACAACUUGGAGCUGAAUUUUCUUUAACUAAAUGCAACAUGGCAGAGAGCUACUUUAAGAGGGGUAAACGAGACAAAGCAAUGAAAUUAUGCCAACAAGUGAUGGAAAAGUUAAAUGAUAUGGAGGAGUACGAUGAGAUAAUAGUGACAUCAAUAUUAGCAAGAUGUUUUUUAUCUUUUGGAGAAUUUGAAAAAGCAGAUGAUUUAUUGGAUAGGUCAUGGAAAUUGCUUUCCAGAGUUGAUUAUUACAAUUCUAUUUAUGAGCGUCAUAUGGUCAUGUGUCUCAAGUGUGACUGUGAGAUUACAAGACCUAAUGGAUCAAAAGACAAGCUUACUGAAGCAUUGGAAAUAGCAAAAUCAGCUUUGUCUAUUGCUCAGUCUUUCCUACCAUCAGAAAGUUCAGAGAGUUUCUAUUGUACGUGA